Molecule: messenger RNA, 1787 nt
Organism: Argentina anserina (silverweed cinquefoil)
Lineage: Eukaryota; Viridiplantae; Streptophyta; Magnoliopsida; Rosales; Rosaceae
Product: ruvB-like protein 1
Exons: 13
Coding region: 321-1697 (458 amino acids)
Biological process (GO): chromatin remodeling; box C/D snoRNP assembly; regulation of transcription by RNA polymerase II
Cellular component (GO): NuA4 histone acetyltransferase complex; Ino80 complex; Swr1 complex
Molecular function (GO): ATP hydrolysis activity; DNA helicase activity; ATP binding
Source: RefSeq, a predicted model, not a curated record
CUCUUUACUUUCUCUCUUCACAAGGACGCACCCUGUGCCUCUCUCUCUCUCUCUCUCUCUCUCUCUCUCUCUCUCUCUCUCUCUCUCAUCAGUUCCUCACUUUGCUGUCUACCCUUCUUUCUCUAAACCCUAGGGUUUAUGCCUUUAUGGGCUUCUCUACUUAGUCUUGUACCAGUUUGGGGAUUUAGGGCAUUUUCGUUCCCUGUUCAUAAUCUCGGUCGACGUCUUGUUUAUCGUGAUUUGGGUUCAGGUUUAUUGACUAGAAAGCAUAACAUUGUAGCAGUAUUGGGUGUUGUGUGAAAGACCCAGAAGAGUUGGAGAUGGACAAGGUCAAAAUUGAAGAGGUGCAGUCCACUACCAAGAAGCAGCGCGUUGCUACUCACACCCACAUCAAAGGCCUUGGUCUUGAGGCCACAGGAAGAGCAGCACCGUGGGCUGCUGGCUUUGUGGGUCAAGGGGAGGCGAGAGAAGCUGCUGGUCUUGUUGUUGAUAUGAUACGGCAGAAGAAGUUGGCUGGUAAGGCUCUUCUUCUGGCUGGACCUCCUGGAACUGGAAAGACAGCACUGGCUCUUGGAAUUUCUCAGGAGCUUGGGAGUAAGGUUCCAUUCUGCCCAAUGGUUGGGUCUGAAGUAUAUUCAUCAGAAGUUAAGAAAACAGAGGUCCUGAUGGAGAACUUUAGACGGUCUAUUGGUCUACGUAUCAAGGAAAAUAAAGAGGUCUAUGAAGGAGAGGUGACAGAACUAACACCAGAAGAAACGGAGAGUGUUACGGGUGGUUAUGGUAAAAGCAUUAGCCAUGUAAUCAUUGGAUUAAAAACUGUCAAAGGAACCAAACAGUUGAAGUUGGACCCUACUAUUUAUGAUGCACUGGUUAAGGAAAAGGUUGCUGUUGGUGAUGUUAUAUACAUAGAAGCAAACAGCGGCGCAGUAAAAAGAGUGGGCAGGAGUGAUGCAUUUGCUACGGAAUUUGAUCUUGAGGCAGAAGAAUAUGUUCCACUUCCCAAAGGAGAAGUUCACAAAAAGAAAGAAAUUGUGCAGGAUGUAUCUCUGCACGAUCUAGAUGCCGCGAAUGCACGACCUCAAGGUGGGCAAGAUAUAUUAUCCCUAAUGGGUCAGAUGAUGAAGCCAAGAAAAACAGAAAUUACAGACAAGUUGCGACAAGAAAUAAACAAGGUUGUUAACCGGUAUAUUGAUGAAGGUGUAGCAGAGCUUGUUCCUGGAGUUCUGUUCAUUGAUGAGGUACAUAUGCUGGAUAUGGAGUGCUUCUCGUACUUGAAUCGGGCUUUAGAGAGCUCAUUAUCUCCCAUAGUAAUAUUUGCCACAAAUAGAGGAAUUUGCAAUGUGAGAGGUACUGAUAUGGCUAGUCCUCAUGGAAUACCUGUUGACUUGUUGGAUCGGUUGGUGAUUAUCCGAACACAAACUUAUGGUCCUGAAGAGAUGAUAAAGAUCUUAGCAACCCGUGCACAGGUGGAGGAACUGGUUGUAGAUGAGGAGAGUUUGGCUUACCUUGGAGAGAUAGGACAGAGUUCGUCUUUAAGGCAUGCUGUUCAGCUCUUAUCUCCUGCAAGCAUUGUGGCAAAAAUGAAUGGCAGAGAUAACAUCUGCAAGGAGGAUUUAGAAGAAGUAGCUACCCUAUAUCUUGAUGCCAAAUCUUCAGCAAAGGUUCUUGAAGAGCAAAAAGAAAAAUACAUUUCAUGAUCAUUAGUUUCUGAGCAAUGUGUCUAAACACCAGAGUUGGAUUUUGAGAUGUUACUACUUUCUAUUCAGUGCCAGUAGAUGGCUUUACUA